Molecule: messenger RNA, 12949 nt
Organism: Chara braunii
Lineage: Eukaryota; Viridiplantae; Streptophyta; Charophyceae; Charales; Characeae
Source: the annotation of a GenBank genome assembly
UCUUGGCGGCGGCAGGAGUCCGGAUGCAGGUCGCUGGAACUACGGCGCUCAACUGUCGCAGGGAGUGAUGGCAUUGAUUGAUUAUGGAGAGCCAUGAUGGAAAUGGGAGAGAGGAUGCCGGCAAUGGGAGAGAGGACGGCGGAAAUGGGAGAGAGGAUGAGAGAAAUGGGAGAGAGAAUCAUGGCGGUGGGGACAGGGGUUGGGGGCUCGGCAGGGGGCAAUGCCUUGGGUUUUGGUGGAACUGGCUGGGCUAGUGGAAUGACUGAGGGCCCUCUUGUGGGAGGAGCAGCAGGGGUUGGGGGUUUGGCAGAGGGCUCUGGCUUGGGUGUUCGUGGAAUGGGCUGGGCUGUUGGAAUGACUGAGGGCCGUCUUGUGGGAGGAGCAACAGCUGCAGUGAGGGGCCGAGGCGCAGGGAUGGCAGACCCUUUUGCAGGGGGAGUAGGACACCCACUCGUCACGUGUGAUAAGCUAGGACAAGGGGGAUCACGAUCAGGAUCACAUCCUGCUCCUGGAGGAGUUCCAGGCCCUCUUGUGGGAGGAGCAGCGGGGGUUGGGGGCUUGGCAGGGGGCACUGCGUUGGGUUUUGGUGGAACUGGCUGGCCUGGUGGAACGACUGAGGGCCCUCUUCUGGGAGGAGCAGGAGGGGUUGGGGGCUUGGCAGGGGGCACUGCCUUGGGUGUUGGUGGAAGUGGCUGGGCUGGAGGUACGACUGAGGGCCCUCUUGUGGGAGGAGCAGCAGCUGCAGCGAGGGGCCGAGGGGCAAGGAUGGCAGGAACUUUUGCAGGGGGAGUCAGACAUCAACUUGUCACGUGCGAUAAGCCAGGACAGGCGCGAUCACGAUCAGGAUCACGUCCUGCUCCUGGAGGAGGUCCACGCCCUCUUGUGGGAGGAGCAGCAGGGGUUGGGGGCUCAACAGGGGUCAUUGGCUUAGGUGUUGGUGGAACUGGCUGGGCUGGUGGAACGCCUGAGGGCCCUCUUGUGGGAGGAGUGGCAGGGGCUCGGGGCUUGGCAGGGGGCGCUGCCUUGGGUGCCGGGGGAACUGGCUGGACUGGAGGAACGACUGAGGGCCCUCUUGUGGGAGGAGCAGCAUCUGCAGCGAGGGGCCGAGGGGCAGGGAUGGCAGGAGGUUUUGCAGGGGUAGUAGGGCAUCCACCUGUAUCGUGUGAUAAGCCAGGAGGAGGCGCUGCCUUGGGUUCCGGGGGAACUGGCUGGACUGGAGGAACGGCUGAGGGCCCUCUUGUGGGAGGAGCAGCAUCUGCAGUGAGGGGCCGAGGGGCAGGGAUGGCAGGAGGUUUUGCAGGGGUAGUAGGGCAUCCACCUGUAUCGUGUGAUAUGCCAGGACAGGCAGGAUUACAAUCAGGAUCACGUCCUGCUCCUGGAGGAGUUCCAGGCCCUCUUGUGGGAGGAACGGCAGGGGUUGGGGCCACGGCAGGGAGCACUGCAUUGGGUGUCAGUGGAAUUGGCUGGGCUGGAGGAACAACUGGGGGCCCUCUUGUGGGAGCAGCAUCAGCUGCAGCUGCUCCGGCAGCAGCAGUAGCCGCCGCAGCAGUCGCAGCAGCGGCAAGAGGUCGAGGACCGGGGAUGGCAGGAGGUUUUGCAGGGGGAGUAGGUCAUCCACCUGUCAAGUGUGAUAAGCCAGGACAGGCAGGGUCACGAUCAGGGUCACGCCCUUCUCUUGGAGGAGUUCCGAGCCCUCUAGUGGGAGCAACAGCAGGGGUUGGGGUCUCGGCAGGGGGCAUUGCCUUGGGUGUUGGUGGAACUGGCUGGGCUGGUGGAAUGACUGAGGGCCCUCGUGUGGGAGGAGCAGCAGCUGCAACUGCUCCUGCAGCAGCAGUGGCAGCAGCAGCAGCAGCGGUAGCAGCACGAGCAAGGGGCCAAGGGGCAGGGAUGGCAGCAGUGGUUGGGGGGCCGGCAGGGGGCACUGCCUUGGGUGUCGGUGGAGGUGACUGGGCUGGUAGAACAACCCAGGACCCUCUUGUGGGAGCAGCAGCAGCUGCAGCUGCUCCAGCAGCAGCAGUAGCAGCAGGGGCGAGGGGGCAAGGAGCAGGGAUGGCAGCAGGGGUGGGGGGCUCGGGAGGGGCCACCGCCUUAGGUGUCCGUAGAACUGGCUGGGACGGUAGAAUGACUGAAGGCCGUCUUGUGGGAGGAGAAGCAGCUGCAGCUGCUCCAGCAGCAUCAGUAGCAGCAGCAGCAGCAGCAGGAGCAGUAGCUGCAGGAGUGAGGGGCCAAGGAGCAGGGGUGGCGGGAGGGGUUGGGGGUUCGGGGGAGGGUGCUGCAUUGGGUGUCGGUGGAACUGGCUUGGCUGGUGGAACGACUGAAGGCCCUCUUGUGGGAGGAGCAGCAGCUCCAGCUGAUCCAGCUACAGCAGUAGCAGCAGGAGCAAGGGGCCAAGGAGCAGGGAUGGCAGCAGGGGUUGGGGACUCGGCAGGGGGCACUGCCUUGGGUGUCGGCGGAACUGGCUGGGCUGGUGGAAUAACUGAAGGCCCUCCUGUGGGAGAAGCAGCUGCUGCAGCUACUCCAGCAGUAGCAGUAGCAGCAGGAGCAAGGGACCAAGGAGCAGGGAUGGCAGGAGCCUCUGCAGGGGGAGUAGGACAUCCACCUGUCAUGUGUGAUAAGCCCGGACAGGCAGGAUCACGAUCAGGAUCACGUCCUUCUCCUGGAGGAGUUCCAGGCCUGGCGCAACGCCAGUUUCAACAGCAGGCACGGCGUCAGCAACGGGUCCAGCAGCAACAGGCAGCAGGUGGGGCUCCUGUUAGUACCAGCAGUGGUCCGGAUUCUGUGGCUCAGCAAAAUGGACCAGGAGCUGUGGGGCCAGUUCGAGGUCCAGCUCAAGAUGAUAUAAGGGUGGAUUUGGGAGAGGUUUACUUCCUCAUCAUGCAUUUCCUGGCUAAUGGCCCUUGCGAGAGAGCUGCUGGGCAAUUGUGGAAUGAGCUGCUCGAACAUAGACUCUUGCCUCGACGGUAUCAUGCACUUUAUUCACGGUCAGGUGAAAGGGAGAAGCAAGAAGAGGAUGAUGGCAUUUCCUUUCCGCUCAGUUACUCUUCCCUUGCGGACAGGUUCAAGCAUGUUUCAUCAGACCAUCUUGUGAAGUUGCUAAAGCAGCUCCUGGUGAACGAUGCGAAGGCUGUUAAGCAAACGGAGCGUAACAGGAUGAAGAUACCUGCUGCUGCAGAUGUUCCGACCUUACUGGGGACUCACACAUUCUCUCUUCUGGACUCAGAGAAGUCUGUGGAGGCAGGGAUACCGAAACCAAGAGUGCCUGUGUUCCGAUUCCCUCAUAGCCAUGCAUCUAUACAGCAUGCACUGAUGCUGAGGGAGAAUGGUGGUGGCUUUGCUCGGUUUUGUAAUCGUCUGCCUUCUGUCAAGGCUGCAAGUUAUGCCCUCGCUCCGCCAACAGUCCUUGUGGAUCGCAUCCAGAUUCUCACAAAACAUCGUGGGCACAGGAAUGCCGUCUACUGCGCUUUGUUUGACAGGACAGGGCAGUACAUUAUCACUGGGUCAGAUGAUAGGCUUGUGAAGAUCUGGGAAGUGAAUAGUGGCUUCUUGCUGCGAAGUUGUCGAGGUCACCAGGGGGACAUCACGGAUCUCGCUGUGAGCAGCGACAAUGUACUGGUUGCUUCUUCAUCAAACGACUUUUCUAUUCGAGUGUGGAGCCUGCCUUCAGGUGUUCCUGUCUCCGUGCUGCGUGGCCAUACUCAAUCUGUCACCGCUGUAGCAUUUAGCCCUCGGAAGAAAUGCGCUCAUCAUCUCCUCUCGUCUUCUGCAGAUGGAACCUGCAGGAUAUGGGAUGCGCGAGAUUCAUCUGUUAAUCCACAAGAGUACAGACCGUCACCCAGGGGUACAGUGGCAGUGAAGAAUGUUGCUUCGGCAGCAGGAGUGGCAGGGCCAUCAAAUGCGCCUCCUGCCGGAGAUGCCGUAAGACAAGACGCAAAUGCUCGCCCUGCCGAGAUCUUGUGCUGCGCUUUCAAUGCCGAUGGGACUAUAUUUGUGACUGGGAGCACUGAUAGAUUGGCGCGUGUAUGGAGUGCAGCAGUAUUUGAUCAAGAAAAUGGGGUUAAUCAUGAGAGGGAAGUGCUGAGCGGGCACGAGAAAGAAGUAAACCAUGUGCAGUUUAGUGGCUGCUCAGCCCCAUUAAAGAUCGCCAAUGAUGCGAAUGAAGAUUGGGUGGAAAACUCGGGUGAUCCUACGCGAGUCAGGAGAGGAACAGGGUUUGUUAAGCAGCACAUUGUCACCUGCUCGAAGGAUGGCAGCGCUAUCAUCUGGCGUCUGCGGCCGAAGUAUCACAAGGCCAAAAGAGGUGCAUGGGUCAAGGGUUACCACCUCAAGGUGCCUCCACCACCCAUCGCACCUAACUUAAGCUGCGUGGGAGGAGCAAGGAAGAGGCUGCUUCCUACUCCACGCGGUGUCAACAUGGUUGUCUGGAGCCUCGAUAACCAAUUUGUGCUUGCAGCCAUCAUGGAUUGCAGGAUCUGCGUGUGGAGAGCAUGCGAUGGGAGUCUAGUUCACUCUUUGACAGGGCACAGCCAGCAGACUUAUGUGCUGGACGUGCAUCCAUUUGAUCCACGAAUAGCUAUGAGCGCUGGCUAUGAUGGCUCAGUCAUCUUAUGGGAUAUCUGGGAAGGAAAACCUAUCAAGCAGUAUUACCUCGGAGACUACGAGCUCGUAGAUGGACAUUUUUCACCAGAUGGCACGUCCUUGGUGGUCUCUGAUGAAGUUGGGCAAUUUUACCUCCUUUCAACGGGCUCCGGGGAAAGCCAGAAGCAUGCCAAGUAUGACCAGUUCUUCCUUGGAGAUUACCGCCCGCUUGUCCACGAUAUCUCAGGCAAUGUACUUGACCAGGAGACGCAGAUGCCACCACAUGAGCGGAACCUUAUCGAUCUUGUCUGUGAUGCAUUGAUGUUGCCGUACGAGGAGCCGUACCAAACAUUCUACCAGCAACGCCGUCUCCUAGGGCAAGCCUUGCCAGAGCACCGUUUUCAGCUCUCGACCGGUCUUCCAGAGGAUGCCGACCCCUCUGUAAUAAUCCCUCACCUCACUGCCGUGGAAGCUGCGAAACAGGCUCAAGUUGUCCAGCUGCCCGCCCCAGCCCCAGCAGAUCCGCGGCAGACGAUUGUGUGGCCAGGAGUUGCGAGUGAACGAGGAGCUCGAGCGGGGGGGCGAUGGCUGGAACAGCCGGAGGCAGACUGGGAAUGGGAACAGGGGGAAGAAAGUGAUCGCGAUGACCUGGAGUCAGAUUACAAUGUCAGUGAAGAGUCGGCGGAAGAUGAUGAAGAAGAAGCGGCACAGUGGGUAGACCUAGGGGUGACGGAUGAUGAGGAAGUGGAGGAUAUGGAGGAGGCGAACGAUCAAGAUGAGGACGAGGAUGCGGAGGAGGUUGAAGCUGAAGUUGAUAUACAUGAACCGAAUGGUAAUGAUAGUGACCAGGAUGGCGGAGGGCGUCGGAGGUCAAAGCGCCGCCAAAGGAAAAGCCAGCGUCGACAAGAAGAACCUGUGAUCUCUUCUCGGGGUAGAAUGGUGAAACGGAAAAGGCUAGAUGCCGGCAGUGAUGAUGAAGGGCAUGAAGUUGCCAGAAGGCUGAAAAGAAAGGGAGGGCUGAAGGCGGUGGCUGUGCAGCAGCAGCCAGGAAGGCCACAUAGGGAAGCGAGGGAAAAGGCAAAACAGAAGAUGUUGAAAGCGAAGGAGGAGGAGGAAGAGGAGGGGGGUGACGCUGAUCAUGAUGAAGAGGAGGCUGCAGGAGCACGUGCGGAUGCAGUAAGCAACAAAGAAGAAGAGGAAGGAGAGGGAGGCAAAAGUGCAGGGAAGGAAUCUGGCUCAAGUAUGGAAAUGGGAUCACAGAAGGCAAGGGGCUCAAAGCGGUUGGGCUCCAAAAGGAAGAGGGCGAUGUUCAAGCUGAGGUUUUCACGGACUUGUGCAGCGAAGGAGACAUCAAAGGUUGAUUGCUAUCUGGAUGACGAUGAUGACAUUGGGGAGGUUAGGAGCAAGAUCCCCUUGGACUCCUCUUCUGGGGAGGACCAGGAUGCAGAUUUGGUGGGCAACGGGGACGAACAGUUUAGCCGUGAAGGGCAUGGAGCAUCCCGACGACACUCGGCAAAAAGAGAUAAGGUUGGGAUACCGGUUCUCAGUGACACAAGUGGCGAAGGAAGGUAUGGAAAGUUGGAAGAGAAGGGCAAUGUAAGGAAUAAGAAAAGGAGGCUUCGUGUCUGUGACUCUAACGACGAUAUGGGCGAAAGCUGUGAGGAGGAAUCACCGCCACAACGUCAAGAGAUUCAAGGUGAGAUUUCAGGCGCAACAGCUUCUGCCGAUAUCCCUGAGCGAGUUAAUGGCAGUGCCAAUGGUGGAGGACACGAGCCAGCAGCUGGUAGGGGUAGCACUCACUUAGACUCCUUGGAUGUGAAAGAUGAAGCCAGGUUGCCAGAGAUCGAGAAUGCGCACACUGACAACCUGAUGGUCCCUGUGCAGGGUCAUAGAGUUGGCUGUGGGAACCGUGCCUCUGCACGUCCAUCUGAUGAAGUACAGGGCUCGGAGUUUCUUGCAAGCAAGAGAGUCGUUAGCCGUGCUAACGGUGUCCAGCCAAGCGGCAGAGAGCUCAAUGAAGGAGAUGAGACAGAGAGGAAGGGUGAAGGCAAAAAAUAUGUCAAACAUGAGUGUGGUUCAACGCCUGAUGACGAGAGGUUUCCUCUGCACCGUCAGAAUGGGGGCAUAAGUCAGGAGUCUGCUGAAGAAAAAGAUGAAGCGGGUGAAGAACUUGAUGGAAGACACAGUGAAAGGAUAGGGCCAGACAACCGAGGAGAACAGCUCUUACAGACUGCUGGGGAGGCAAAGGGUGCGCGAUGGUAUGGGAGUUCGCCGGCUUUAAAAAGAGACUGGUAUAAUGGGGUGAGCAUUGUACAGCGCAGAGAGCGCAGCGACGGUGUGGAGAAUGCAGGGUUGGAAGAUCGAUACAAUGAAGAGCAGGGAGGGGAUGAGGAUGCACCACUCCAUGAGAACGGACCUAUCUACCUUGGCGCAUAUAGAUGCGGCAUGGAUGAACUAAGUCAUGAGGCGAGUGGAGGCAUUUAUGAAGAGGGGAACGAGGAUGUUGCAGAGGACGUUGAGGACAGAGGAGAUAUCUCUGAGGAGGAAAGAGAAAUUCUAAGGGAGGUGGAGAGCGAUGAGGAUUGGACUGGGGAGCAAGCAAGCAUCAGAAACGAGAGAAGCGAGGGGCACAGCUCCCUGGAGGACAGCGGGAAGCUAAGAGGGUUCUGUAAUGAUCGUGAGCAGGAUCGGAACAUUCUGAAUUUGAGCAACUUGCGAGGCCAUGUGAAGCAGGGCCGGAACAUUCCCGAAGAAGGCAAGUACGAUGAGGAGGGAAAUGAGGGCUUGGGUGCGGGCAACUGUUGGGACAGGAGCCCCUGCCCAUCUCAUCGAAAGGGGUAUAGUGAAUCUUCGGGGCAAUUGGGUGAACACAAAGGUCAUUGGGAAGCUCGGAAGGAUAAGCAGGUGAAGGAAGUGGAUGGCUGCUCUCACAUGGACUACAUGAGGGUACAGGGGCGGAGAGAUGCUCACAAAGGGAGCGAGCCAAGAGUGGAAGAAGGAAAGAAUGGGCUGCAUUUGGGUGACAGUGAUGAUUAUGAAGAGGAUGAUAGGGAUGAUGACAUGGAGGAGGGGAGGGAGGAGGAGGGGGAAGAGAACGAGGAUGAGAAUGACAAUGGCAUCAGAAACGGUGAAGAUGAUGCAAAUGAGGAAGUUGACGAGGAUGAGGAAGAUCAGGCAGAAAGUGACGAGGAAGAUGAGGAAGAUCAGGCAGACAGUGAUGAGGAAGAUGAGGAAUAUCUGGAGAAGGAGGAAGAGGAGGAGGAGGAGGAGGAGUAUCAGUUUGGCAUAGGGGAAAGGGUGCGGAAUGUUGGUUGUAGAGCAAUCGGCAGGCAUAAGGAAGGCGGGGGUCGAGGUGGAUGGAAGUUGAGAGAGAUGAGGAGCAUCAUGGAGAAGGAUGGUGCUGAAUCGAGUAGUGGUAGUAAUGCGAGAAAGGGGUGGGAGAACAGUUCUGGUCAGCACAGUCAUGUACGAGGGCUGAGGAAGUGCAGAACCAGGAAGAUGAGCAGUGAUUGCAGCCUGCUAGGAGCUCCUGACGCAACUGCAAGAGAGGGAACCAACCUGUCACCAACCAGACAGAGGAGAGGGAAGACCCGACACACGGAGGACGAGGAAGAUCAAGACUUCACGGAUCCGAGGAGUCCUGACCGCCAUGGCAUUGCCUCCAGGAUGUCCCCAAGACCUCAAAGGGCUGGUAACAUGAAUGGAAUGGAUGUUGAAGAAAGCAAUAGGGAAGCAAAAACCGGUUCUUCCAGAAGAAAGCUUGGCAAGGAUGAGCAAUAUUUCGGGGCCUCUCCAACACGGAGCCGAGGUGCCAAACAAGGAAGCCUAUCUGCUGAAGCAGUUUUGACGGAGCGGCUGAAGAAGGACAUGGGGGCUGUCGGUAGCGGGUUGCAGUAUGAGGCUUCUGCCGAGGUUAACGAUGCACGGAACCUUGAGGGAGGAGGAACGAAUAGGAGAGAGCUGAGGCCGAGAAGGCGGGGGGAAGAGACGCAGCUUGGCAGCAAUGCAUUUGCGCAUGGGGUGGGUGAGCGAGGAGGCUGCUCUGUGCUUGACCGGGAUGCAGGGGGGCGAGAACCUGCGAACAUUCUGGGGAAUGGUGUGCAAACUAGGGGCUUUGACAAGUCGCCAUCCGAGCAGCAUGGUGUCCGAGGGCGAAGGUCCAACGUGAAAGAUAACGAGGAGAGAAAAAGGAAGGACUCGGCAGAGAAGACACAGCUGCGGAAAACUGUGCAUGUGGGAGGUAAGGAUAUAGAUUGCGAUGAGGAGACUGGGGGCCGCAAGUUGGAAGCAGCUGGACGGCUGCGCGUGCGUCAGGGCAAGGCGGCAGCUGCCAAUUACAGAGUUGAUGGAGACUCAGAUGAAGAAGGGCGGGCUGUGAGGCCCUCAACGCGAGCAAACAGGUGGUCCAGGCAGGGUGUGAGAAGGAAAACUCUUCUGAGGCAAGGGCAAAAGGGGAAGAGGAAAGGACAUGCCUCCGAGGAGGAGGAUGAGGAUGAUGAAGAGGAGGAGGAGGUGGACGAGAUGGACGAGUUGGACGAGAUGCAGGAGACAGGGGAGGAAGAGGAGGAAGAUGAAGAGGAGGAGGAGGCAGAUGAAGAAGAGGAUGAGGUGGGGGACGAAGAAGAGGACCAGGAAGAGGAUGAAGAGGAAGAAGAAGAGAGUGAAGCCUCCAUCUUGGAGCGUCGCAAACGAAUGCUGCAUCCAGCGAAAGCGAAACGAAUCUUGCCGAGGCGGAAGAGCGGACAAGCCCAGGGAAGUGAUCAUAUAAACCAGGGGCCAAAGCAACUGAGGGUGAGGUUGAAGAGCUUGGACAUGAUUGAGACUCGGAAACUACAGACUAGGCAACAGCUGUCAAUGCUGAGCGCUUUGCGUGAAAGGAGGCAAGAGAAACCAUCCGAAAACUACAGAAGAUCUGCAAAGAGCUUCGCAUGGUUAAGCCUGACCGAAAUUGAGCCUGGUACAAGGUACUACCCGCAGUUUGGAGACGAAGUGGUGUAUUUUUGUCAGGGUCAUGCAGAGAUGCUUCAGAAGCAAGGGAAUGAUUCUCUUGGGAACGGCCCAUGGGUGACAUUCAAACAGAAAUUGCGGCCUGCUGAAAUGUGCCGCAUUUUAAACUUGCAGUACACCAUCCUUAGGGGAAGUGGCGAGACGGCAUGCAAGUUGACGCUCAAGUUUGUGGACGACUCGUCCCCCCUCCUUGACAAAGAGUUCAGUUUGGUUUUGCCGAACAUGACGCGAGACUCGGAUUUCAUUGUGGAGAGAGGACGUUUUGUCGCCGGAUUAGAGAGAGAUUGGUCGCCUGGUGACCUUUGUGAGGUGUGGUGGCACAACAAGGACAGUGAAAUAAGCGGGUCUUGGUUCCGCGGCAGGGUUGUUUCCAAGCAGCAAAAAUGGCCAGAUUACCCAGAUAGCCUGUGGGAGGCAUACACUGUGAGAUAUGAGGAUAACGACGGGAGCAUCUUUGAGCAUAGCCCAUGGGAGCUGCGGGAUUUGGACUGGUCAAAGAGAUGGAAGAGUCCCUGCAUUGAUCAAGAGCUGAGAAAUCUUCUCAUCGCCCAAAUUUGCAGAGUUGAGUCUGAACAACGCCCGGUUGAUCCGGACCCCUACUUACUGGGGACGUUUUACGGCAAGAAUGUGCAGGCGAAGUACUUGGAGAAGGUGGCACUUCCUAUUGGAGUGAACAUGAUAAAAAAGAGACUGGAGGGAAACUACUAUCGCAACGUGAAUGCUUACAGACAUGAUGUCGAGCAAAUCGAACGAAACAGCGUCCUGUAUUACACGCCGACGAGCGUGGAAGUCCGAAAGGCGAAGGCGCUAGUGAAAAAGCUUUUGGAAAGAGUGGACUCAUCGCCUGAAGGCAGGAGUGGAGGAGGCAGUCGAACAAGGCCGAGGACAAUAGCCUCUCCUUCUGAUGCUCAUGGGUAGGUUGGGAGUGUGACGGUGGGAGCGUAACGGCACAAGAUGAACGAUACAGCACAGAUUGAUUGGGGAAGGCAGAGCAUGUUUACUGUUUGAUGGUGGGAAAACUUUGGAUUCAAUUUGAGAUUCGGUUUUCGGACAGCAUUUUCCGCAUUGGGUGUUAACUGUCCAUCAUUCACUUGCUCACCGGGAGCAGCAGGCAGACAAUGGGAGAAGCAGCUGAAGAAUGAUGAUGAUGGCAUCAGCCCUCGGGAGCUGGCGAAGGGAAUGGAAUGGAAUAUGUCUGUAUAUGGACAUAUGGACUAUGAGGACGAGGGGCAGACUGGCUCAGCGAUGUUUUUGAGAGAUGUCAAUGGCAUUCACGUCGAUCGGCUAAGUCCGCUGCCACGAAUCUAGUCACAUUGGACGCUGCGCGGAACGGAAAGUGUCGUAUUCUUUCAGGUGGUUGGAAGCAUGCAGCGAUCGAUUGGGUGAAUGGAUGACGUUUGGGCUCGCCCUUCCGGGUGAGAUUUAGUAAUCGUUUGUUGCAGCAAGCCUUUGUUUAGUGAGCACACAUCACCUUCAUCAUUUCCGGUCGACGUAACUGGGGGUGAUAUCUCUGUGCAGCAAUGUGGAGAUAGGAUGGAUGGACUACAUUUUGCAUUAUAAUGUCGUAUUCUGUUCUGUGGGUGGAAUUGGAAAUAUGCAGUGAUCACUCGAUUGGGUGAAUGGAACGGAGAGUGUUUGGGCCCCCCUUGGGUUUGGUUUGGGGUAUAAUGAGAUUUACUAAUCAUUUGGCUGGCUGAGCAACUGCUUGCUUGAGUAUUUGAGGACAUGGCCUUCAUUUCACGUACUGAUGUAACAUCGGGAAAAUCUAUGUAGGGGCAGUGUGGAGAUAGGACUUGCAGGCUGACAGUCAGGCUUGAGCAUUUUUAUGUCACUGUCAUUAUGUCACAACAACAACAACAGGAACAGAACAUGUCGCCGAGGAGGGGACAUCUCUCCUCCUUAUAGCACUUCUCACCUCCUUUGUGACUGGAAAUGAAAUGUGAGGGAUAGAAUAUAUUAUAUAUGCCAAAAGAGACCGCCAACAAUUCAAAGAAAAAAAAAAAAAAACAAUUCAACAUUGGAGCUCAUCAAGUUGGUCAACGACCGGAGCGGAAGUGAAAGGAACAUGUUUGUGUGUGUGGGGGCGUAUGUGGGCGUGUUUGUGAGCAUGUGUGUGCAUGUGUCUUCUUCUGUUUUACUUCCAUCUGAGUGGCAUAUUGAGUGGAAGGGUUGAGUGGUUUGGAGGAGAAGUUGCUGUACGCCAUGAUAUUAAUGCUCAAGCAUGUGGGCGUGCGAACUUGUGUGUGUGUGUGUGUGUGUAUGAGCAUGUGCGCGUGUCAGAGAGAGAUAGAGAGAGGGAGGGGGGGGGGAAGAGGAGAGACAGUCAUCCAUGUGCGGUAGCAAGUCUGCGAUGUCAGUAAUUCAACGUGGAGGAGACACCCUACUGUAGAUGGGAUGACAUAAUAAGAGAGCAGUACCGCCGAGCGGGCAGUGUACGAAAACGUUGAGGGAGGUGCUGACAUAGACUUAUAUAUAGGGCUUUUCGACGCCUUGCCUUUGUAAAUGACAACAUCGCUGUGAGCUCUUCACCUUUUGUUUUUUUUUGUGGAUUUGCUACGCACAGCAGUUUCUCGGCCGGCGGAAUUGGAAUCAGACGGUAGCUGUGGAGUUUGUUUUCCAGAUGGGAGUGUUGGCGCGGACUUGCUACGUACAGCAGUUUCUCAGCCGGCGGAAUUGGAAUCAGAGGGUUGCUGUGUGGAGUUAAUUCACCAGAUGGGAGUGUUUGCGUGCAACAAUUUCUCCCCGCUUGGGAAUCAGAAACAAUCUUCUUAGACAGCAGAAAUGCACUGGCUGGAUUGUAUCGGUCAUCCAUUUCUCAUUUCUCGGCGACGUUACAGAUUGCCAAAUGGACAAAGAAGGGCUGUUAUUCAAAUGGCCCUGUGACUCUUUUUGGGCGCUGACUCUUUUGGGUGGUGACUUUUUUGGGGGGUGACUCUUUUGGGGGGGUGGAGUAAGAAGCACACAGUAUGGAUCAGCAACGAAAUGUCGCCACCAAUGAGAUCGGCGGUGACGUGGGAAUGCAGCGAUGGCAACGUGCGGGAUUGCAAUAAGGACGAGGAUAACGACGAAGAUGGCGUGGGUGGCCGGAUUAUUAUAUACCGGAAAGCCCGAAACUCAAGUGUGGUUCGCCUAUGUAGCAAUCAAAUUCAGGCGACUCGAUUAUUAUCAUAUAAGGCGAUGUUGAGGACAGCGGCAUCCAGUCAUGCAACACAGUUGCUUGCAGGAAAAAGUGGAGGUGGUUACGAGGAGGGAAGGAAGAGAGGAGGGGGAGACGGAAGGGGGGAGAUGGGAUUGCUAGCUGCAAUCUUUGGUAUAUUGUCGUACCGGACAUGUAUGAAAAUUUGUCGAAUCAAAAGGUUUGUGAUGC